AUGAGUCGUAGAAGAGUACACGAAGAAGAUGAUGGCUACGAACGAGUAUAUAAGAAACGCAGGAGGGUAUCAGAGAAUCAAGAGAUUGAAGAUCGUCUUGAAUCUCUCAUCCUCCGUGUUGGAGAGAAAUCGACAUCAUCUUUGGAAAGUAACUUGGAAGGUUUAGCUUCUGUAUUGGAAGCUGAUUUAGGUUUAUUUCGUAGUAAGAUUCUACGAAUUUUAACAGACUGCGCUAUUAAGAUGCCAGAGAAAUGCACAAUUUAUACUACUUUGGUUGGACUGCUAAAUGCAAAAAAUUUUAAUUUUGGUGGAGAAUUUGUCGAUUACAUGGUGAAAAAUUUCAAGGAUUCCUUGAAAGCAUGUAAAUGGGACGUGGCCAGAUAUUCUCUUAGAUUUUUGGCUGAUUUAGUAAACUGUCAUGUUUUAUCAUGUGGAUCUUUGAUGCAAUUAUUUGACAAUAUGCUUGAUGCUGCAAAUGAAGAUGGUGUACCACAAGUAAGACGUGAUUGGUAUGUUUAUGCCGUUCUAUCAACGUUGCCAUGGGUUGGAAGAGAAUUAUAUGAGAAAAAAGAACAAGAAUUGGAUCACCUAAUGGUUACAAUAGAGGUAUUUUUGAAUAAACGAAGCAAGAAACAUCAGCCAGCAUUGAGAAUUUGGUCGAGCGAUACACCUCAUCCACAAGAAGAAUAUCUAGAUUGCUUAUGGGCACAAGUUCGCAAAUUGAGACAAGAUAAUUGGGCCGAGAAACAUAUUCCACGACCAUAUCUCGCAUUUGAUUCAAUUUUGUGCGAAGCGUUGCAGCAUAAUUUACCGCCUUUGAUGCCACCUCCACAUCAUGAAUCUUACUCUUAUCCAUUACCUACUGUCGUCUUUCGUAUGUUUGAUUAUACAGAUUGUCCUGCCGAAGGACCAUUAUUACCAGGAAGUCAUGCUAUUGAGAGAUUUCUAAUAGAAGAACACUUGCGACAAAUCAUUAACAACUAUUAUUUUGAGAGGAAAGAUUGUGCUGCACAAUUACUGAAUUUUCCAUUCAAAGCCAAAAUUCCUCUGGACUAUUGUAUUGUCGAAGUAAUAUUUGGUGAACUAUUUAGGCUACCUUCUCCAAAACAUUUAGAGAUUUGUUAUGGAUCAAUUUUGAUAGAACUUUGCAAGUUGCAACCUUCAACUAUGCCACAGGUAUUAGCACAAGCGACAGAAAUUCUAUUUCGUCGUAUAGAUAGCAUGGCAGCCACUGCUUUUGACCGAUUUGUUUGGUGGUUUGCAUAUCACCUUAGCAAUUUUCAAUUUCGUUGGUCAUGGGAAGAUUGGGAUUCAUGUUUACAACGUGAUCCAGAACAUCCAAGGCCCAAAUUUAUACGAGAAGUCCUACUUAAAGCUCUGAGGUUGUCUUAUUAUCAAAGGAUUCGAGAUAUGAUGCCAGACUCAUAUGUAGAACUGAUCCCAGUAGCUCCUGAUCCUGUAUACAAAUAUUCAUCUGAAGGAGCUAGUUCGCUCCCUGGUACAGCUGCUGCACAUGAAUUGGUGGUUUCUAUAAGACGUAAAUGUACACCAGAAGAAGUAUUGAAUGUAUUAAACACAUUGCCUGGUCCUAGGGAAAAUGAAGAGACAAAUAAUUACAAUCCUUUAAAAAUUGACGUUUUUGUACAAACAUUAUUAAAUCUGGGUUCAAAAAGUUUUAGUCACAGUUUUGCAGCUAUAGUCAAGUUUCAUUAUGUUUUUAAGGUUCUUGCUGAAACUGAAGAAGCUCAGAUAUGUAUAUUAAGAAACAUGUAUGCAUUGUGGAAAAAUCAUUAUCAAAUGAUGGUAGUGUUGACUGACAAGUUUUUAAAAACUGGUAUUAUUGAAUGUAGUGCUAUCGCCAACUGGAUAUUUUCUAAAGAAAUGACAUCAGAAUUUACAAAGUUAUAUAUUUGGGAGAUAUUACAUUUAACAAUACGCAAAAUGAAUAAGCAUGUGACAAAGUUGAGUACAGAAUUAUCAGAAGCGAGAGAAAAAUUAAGGAGAGCAGAAAGUAGAUCGGGCUCUUCCUCGGAUGAUGAAGACAAUAAUAAAGAAAAAAAUAGAGAACGGCCAUCAGAAGAUGUAGUAGAACGAAUGGAAGAAAAAUUGGAAGCUGCACAAGCAGAUCAGAAAAAUUUAUUCCUUAUUAUAUUUCAGCGAUUUAUAAUGAUUCUCUCAGAACAUUUAGUGCGCUGUGAUACAGAUGGAAUUGAUUACAAUACACAUUGGUAUAAAUGGACUAUAGGAAGAUUACAACAAGUUUUUUUAUCUCAUCAGGAACAAGUACAAAAGUAUUCCUCCACUUUGGAAACUUUGUUGUUUACUCCAGAUUUGGAUCCUCAUAUUUUAGAUGUGUUCCAUCAAUUUGUUUCUUUAAGAGCAUGAAAGUAUAUUUAUAUAUUGAGAUAUAUUUAAGCCAGUAUAUAAGUUACAUUAAAAAAACACAGUUUUAGAAUUAUGUAAUUUGUGCUACUUUAUCUGAUUAUAUUUUCCAGAUAGAUACUUUAUCAAUUAUUGAGAGUUUAAAUGUUUAUGAUUAA
Molecule: messenger RNA, 2540 nt
Organism: Camponotus floridanus (Florida carpenter ant)
Lineage: Eukaryota; Metazoa; Arthropoda; Insecta; Hymenoptera; Formicidae
Gene: Cbp80
Product: nuclear cap-binding protein subunit 1
Exons: 11
Coding region: 1-2385 (794 amino acids)
Biological process (GO): nuclear-transcribed mRNA catabolic process, nonsense-mediated decay; mRNA export from nucleus
Cellular component (GO): nuclear cap binding complex; nucleus
Molecular function (GO): RNA cap binding; protein binding; mRNA binding
Source: RefSeq, a predicted model, not a curated record